Molecule: messenger RNA, 6073 nt
Organism: Ipomoea triloba (trilobed morning glory)
Lineage: Eukaryota; Viridiplantae; Streptophyta; Magnoliopsida; Solanales; Convolvulaceae
Product: putative 1-phosphatidylinositol-3-phosphate 5-kinase FAB1C
Exons: 12
Coding region: 803-5848 (1681 amino acids)
Biological process (GO): phosphatidylinositol phosphate biosynthetic process
Cellular component (GO): endosome membrane
Molecular function (GO): ATP binding; 1-phosphatidylinositol-3-phosphate 5-kinase activity
Source: RefSeq, a predicted model, not a curated record
UGAUACGGUAGAAAAUUAGAAGAAAAAAAGGUUGCCGGGAGGGGGAGAGAGAGAGAGAGAAGAAGCGUUGUUUGUUGUUGAAGAGGCAGCGCAGCUGAGCAGAGGGCGGCUGUUGAUGGCUGAGCUGACGGAGAUGCGAACCAGGGCCUUCUCCGUACUCUUACUUUUCCUCCUUUACAUUCUCAUUCUCUUCGUUCUGUAAUUCGCCCUCUUUCUCUCUCUUCAUUAGGAAGUUCUUUCUUUACAAAGGUAGAGAAGUACAGUGAUUAAGCGUGGCCUAUAACCUCUUAUCGAUUUUUCGUGAUCUGUGUUGUCUUCGCUUGGCGCUUUCUUGUGUGGGUUUUGGUGGGUUUUUACUGUUUGAUUGGGGGAAACCUAAUCUGGCUCUGCUUUAAUACAACUUUUGGAGUUGCUGGUAGUGAUGGAUCAAUCUGGGGAAUGGGGAUCAGUACUUAAUGAUUCCUGGAUCAAUUGUGUUGAUUCUACAAAUUGUGUAUAGAUACAAUCAGAUUAGUGUAAAUCUAAUUGUUUUCCCCAUUUUUCAUUUUUGUUGAUUUCUGGGGAAAAUCUUGACUUCUUUAAAUCCAAAAAAUAUACUCCAUAGGGUAUUAACUUAGAAACCUACCAUUUUUAUUGUGGGUUUGAUAGCUUCUGUUGUUACUUGGAUACGUUCCUUUUUCUCUUGAGACCUGGAUAUUUAAAUAGGAUGUUGAAUUGUAGUAUUGGAUUAGGAGGAGAGAAGUGAUUUACUUUUACCUUAGAGGCAGAACUGCUGCUUGUAUUGGUGUUAUACUGCUGGUCUAUGGGAGUGCCUGAUAGUUCACUAUUAGAUUUGAUUCAAAAGGUCAAAUCUUGGAUUUUGAGAGCAACCGUUAAUCCAACUUUUUCUGGAGGGUUUGUAAUGGAUUCUAACAGAACUUGCUGUGAAUGUAAAAUGAAUUUUACUGGGUCUUCGCUCAAGUACCAGUGCCAAAGUUGCAAUCGAGUGUUUUGUGGGGACUGUGUGCACGGAGAUCUUUCUUUCGGUGUUGUUGCAUCUGGUGUUAUGGGAAGCACAAAGGAGGCUGAGAUUCACAUAAAGUCUUGCAAGUUCUGCACUGAUUUUAGUACUUGGCGUAGAAGUAAUAGGAAGUAUUGUGAUAAAAUCCAUCCUUCUGAGUUGCCCCGGCAAUGCCUAGAACCACCUUCACCAAAUAGUAAUGACAGAAUUGAUAUUUAUUCCUUCAGUGCUGCAACAAAGAGUAGUUUUACAUCUUUUUCAAGUCAUCCAUCUCCUUCAUCGUUUCACCGCUCCCCAAGCAGGAGUGAUGAAGACGAAGGUGAUGAUUUGGCAAGUCAUUUUUUAAGCCCACUGAGUGACUGUUGUCAUGAUACUUCAGAUAUAGAUUCCAGUAGUGUUAGUGCUGUACAUGAAUUUUAUAGUUCUAAAUCAGUUGGAUCAAGUCCUUCUGUUAGCCCUUCUAGGAUUCAUUUUAAUUCCAGAAUAGUUGGGUGUUCUGUACAGCAAAAGCAGCUGGAGACCUUCAUGUCUCACAAUCAUGGUACCCUUGAUCAAGAAACCUUGAAUAUUUUAAGUAGGCUUGAGAAAGGGGUGGGGGAUCUAGAGAUUGCUGAUGAUGGUCAUAAUUUGUCUGGGACCCAAAACCAGUCUGAGAGGGAGCACAAGCUAUUAGAUUUUGAAAACAACAGUCUUAUAUGGUUUCCUCCUCCACCUGAGAAUGAAAAUGAUGAAACAGAAAACAAUUACUUUAUCUAUGAUGAUGAGGAUGAUGAAAUUGGAGAGUCAGGUGCAACAUUUUCUAUGAGUGGUAAUCUUGGUAGCAUGUUCCCCUUGAAGGAGAAGCAGAAUCUGGACCACCAGGUUCUUAGCCAUUUUAAGGCUCUCGUGUCACAAUUAUUGCAAGCAGAAGGUAUAAGGUCAGAGAAUGAAGGUAGUGCUGAGAAAUGGCUUGAUAUAGUUACUUCAAUAGCUUGGCAGGCCGCAAAUAUUGUGAAGCCAGAUACCAGUAGAGGGGGCAGCAUGGAUCCUGGUGACUAUGUAAAGGUUAAAUGUGUGGCUUCAGGAAGGCCCUGUGACAGCACGCUUAUCAAAGGAAUAGUUUGUACAAAGAACAUUAAGCACAAGCGCAUGACUUCACAAUAUAAAAAUGCUAGAAUACUACUCUUGGGAGGGGCACUUGAGUACCAAAGAGCACCUAAUCAGUUGGCAUCUUUCAACACCUUAUUGCAACAGGAGAGAGAUCACCUCGGGAGGAUUGUUUCAAAAAUAGAGGGUCACCAUCCAAAUGUGCUCCUAGUGGAGAAGAGUGUAUCUUCAUAUGCUCAAGAGCUCCUAUUGGCAAAGGAGAUCUCUUUAGUGCUAAAUGUUAAAAGGCCAGUACUGGAACGAAUAGCUAGGUGCACUGGUGCUUCUGUAACUCCAUCUGUUGAUAACAUAUCCACAACAAGACUGGGCCACUGUGAACUCUUUCGUUUAGAAAAAGUGGCUGAGGAGCAUGAGCCCACCAACAAGAAGCCAUCCAAAACACUGAUGUUUUUUGAUGGCUGUCCCAGGCGCUUAGGUUGCACGGUCCUGUUGAAGGGAUUGCCUAUUGAGGUCCUAAAGAAAGUGAAAAGGGUUGUUCAGUAUGCUGUAUUUGCGGCAUAUCAUUUAUCCCUUGAAACAUCUUUUCUUGCUGAUGAGGGUGCUACUCUACCUAAAAUGACAGUAGCACGCUCCAUUUCUAUACCAGAGAGGAAGCCUGUCAAUAAUGCUAUUGCAAUGAACCCCUCUUCUAUUGCUCCUACAAGUUAUUUGAAAGGAACCAAUUGUGGAUCUCCCAACAUUAAUAUGGAGAAUGGAGUGCUUGAGUCAUUAUCUCAGCAUCAAAUUGGCGAGUAUUUAUCAUCUCCUGUAGAAGUACAUGGAUCACUGGAAACUGAUUGUAAUGAGGGUGGUGAACCUGGGGAACCUUCUGAACUCUCAACAGUUGAAAGAUUUAAUAUUGAAGGCUCUGAUGAAUACAAUUCAGCUGCUGACAUACACCAGAGCAUAUUAGUAUCCUUUUCGAGCCGGUGUGUGCUAAAUGAUACUGUAUGUGAACGCUCUCGGCUCCUUCGCUUCAAGUUUUAUAGCCCUUUUGAUAAACCUCUUGGGAAGUAUCUUCAGGAUGAUGUUCUGAGUGAGACAUCUACUUGUCAAUCAUGCAAGGAGCCAGCUGAGGCCCAUGUCAUUUGCUAUACUCAUCAACAUGGGAACCUCACAAUAAAUGUCAGGCGGAUUCCCUCAGUGAAGCUUCCAGGAGAAAGGGAUAGAAAGAUAUGGAUGUGGCACCGUUGUCUCGAAUGUGCACAAGUAGAUGGAGUACCCCCAGCGACUCGUCGGGUACUCUUGUCUGAUGCUGCUUGGGGCUUAUCUUUUGGGAAAUUUUUGGAACUUAGUUUUUCUGACCAUAAAACUGCAAACCGUAUUGCAACUUGUGGUCAUUCUUUGCAAAGGGACUGCCUCCGAUAUUAUGGGUGCGGAAGUAUGAUCGCAUGCUUCCGCUAUUCCCCUAUUGAUAUUCUCUCAGUACGCCUGCCACCAUCAGUUCUUGAGUUCAAUAGUCAGUCAGAACAGGCUUGGAUUAUGAAAGAAGUGGCUGAGCUUUUGAGGAAAGCCAAGUCCUUGUAUGCUGAGAUAUCUAGUGCUGUUCAGAAGUUUGAGGAGAAAAGUGCCUCUGUUGUAUGUGAUUGGAACAAUAUGUACGGAUUGCAUAACUGCAUUCUGGAGUUAAAAGACAUGCUAAUGAAAGAAAAGAAUUAUUGGAAUGACCUGCAUCAACCUACUCAUGAAGAGACGUCAGAGGAAGGCCAGACAAUAAUUGACGUUCUUGAACUUAAUCGCCUGAGACAUUCCCUCUUAACUGAUUUGCAUGUCUGGGAUCACCGUCUUUAUUAUAUGGAAUCCCUUUUCAAUAACUUUUUUAGUUCACAGCAUCCUGAGAUUGCAGUGUCUUGUAUUAACCCUGGAGAGUGGGGAGGUGAAACAAUAUUUAAGGAUGGCAGUCUUGAACAUGCUUAUGAAGAGAAUGUGCAUGAAUUUUCAAACUCAGAGGAAUGCCCAGGGAAAGCUUUGCAUUCUGAGCACGAUGAGCCUCCUGUACCACAAGAUGCUCUUAGCUAUCAGCAAGGUUCCUUAUUGACCUCAUUUAAUGGUGACAAGACUCUUGAAACACAACUUGGGUUGGAUAAUGCAGUCAACAAGUCAUCCUUGGAGCGGGCCCCUUCGGCUGGUUCUAUUCUUUCUGAUAAAAUAGAUUGUGCUUGGACUGGUAUAGAUCCAUCUUCCCAAGACAUGCAGGUUCAUGCUUCGUUGCAAGAAGGUGAACGCCGAGUUGCUUCUUUCAGGCAACUAAGUCAUAUUGACAGUCCUACUUGUAAAAGGUUAAGAUCACCGGCAAGAGUUUAUUCCUUUGACUCUGCUCUGAGAGUUGAAGAAAGAAUUAGUAAAAGAAUGCCACCAUCCCCAUCAUAUUUAUCAACACUAAAAUCUUUUCAUGCCUAUGGAGACUACAGGAAUAUGAUCAGAGACCCUGUUUCCAACAUUCAGAUUUGUUCUCAGGCUCUACCCAGGGAGGCUCAGAAGUUAAAUCUUUUACCGAGUUCAUCCACCACUUUCACCUCUCAUGCAUCUAUUCUGCCAGAAGGAGCAAGAUUAAUGGUUCCAGAGAAUGGCCAAAAGGAUGUUGUAAUUGCUGUAUAUGAUAAUGAGCCUACUAGCAUAAUAUCUUAUGCUCUUAGUUCCAAGGAAUAUAAAGACUGGGUGACUGAUAAGCCAUAUAUGUCUGAAGGUGGGUGGGGCGUGAGUGAUACCAACAAGGAAAGUCCCAUAGCCUCUAAGCUUUCAACAUGGCAACGGUUUGGCUCACUGGACUUAGACUAUAUGCACUUUGGAAGUUAUGGUUCUGAAGAUGCAUCUGGUAGAACUGGUUUCCUGUUUUCAGAUCCGAAACUUUCUCCUCAUCCUAGAAUAUCUUUUGAGGAUGGAUCUUCCAACACUGGGGGUAAGGUGAAAUUUUCUGUCACAUGUUACUUUGCUAAACAGUUUGAUGAUCUUCGGAAGAAAUGUUGUCCUAGUGAACUGGACUUUAUACGCUCUUUAAGCCGUUGUAAGAGAUGGAGUGCUCAAGGAGGAAAGAGUAAUGUUUAUUUUGCCAAGUCACUCGAUGAAAGGUUCAUAAUAAAACAAAUUCAAAAGACUGAGUUAGAUUCUUUCGAAGAGUUUGCUCCCAAGUAUUUCAAAUAUUUGACAGAUUCUCAUAGCUCAAGAAGCCCAACCUGCCUUGCUAAAGUUGUUGGUAUUUAUCAGGUUGCAGUGAAACACUUGAAAGGAGGGAAGGAAACAAAAAUGGAUUUAAUUGUGAUGGAGAACCUUUUCUAUGGACGGAGUAUUUCGAGGGUGUAUGAUCUAAAGGGGUCAGUGCGAUCCCGUUACAACUCAGAUACAAAAGCAAACAAAGUGUUGUUGGAUUUGAACUUUUUAGAGAGUUUGCAGACGAAACCGAUAUUUCUGGGAAGCAAAGCAAAAAGAAGUUUGGAGAGAGCUGUAUGGAACGAUACGUCCUUUUUAGCAGGUGUUUACGUGAUGGACUAUUCUUUGUUGGUGGGGGUGGAUGAGGAGAGGAAAGAGCUGGUGCUGGGUAUCAUCGAUUUCAUGAGGCAGUAUACAUGGGACAAGCACUUGGAGACGUGGGUGAAGGCCUCGGGCAUACUGGGCGGACCCAAGAACGCAUCUCCCACCGUCAUUUCUCCUAUACAGUACAAGAAACGUUUCAGGAAAGCUAUGACCUCCUACUUCCUUACGGUCCCUGAUCAAUGGUCGCCCUGAACUCUCAGAUUAUGUGAACGUGUCCACUUGAAAGCAAAUUAAAGUCCAGUGAUGAUAGACUCGUAGCUGUAUGACAGGCCGGCUGGCAUUCAAAGUAUUACAGACACAUGUCUAGGAAUUAGCUUCUUUUUUGAAGAGGGCAUAUUAGUUAUGAAUUUGUGUAUAUUUUUUACAUCAAAAUUUAUAAAUAAUAAAUUAUUUAAUAUUAAUAUUUUUUUUCAUUUA